AUGAUAUACUGUAGUACGAUAUGUCAAGGAAAAGGCGAAGAAGAAAUGGAGAAGGAUAACACCAACAAAGAAAUAAUAAGAGAAUUACAACAAGAGGUUAUAGAGAAGGAUAAAUAUAUUGCCUCUAUGAAAAAACGCUCAUUGGCUUUUGAGGAUGAUGUGAUUGAAAUUGAAAAAAAUUACAACGACGAUAUCCAGACUUACAAGCGUCAAAUACAGAAUAUAGAGCAACAACUAGCAUAUUUAUCCUCAAAAAACAGUACAUUGCAGGAACUGACAACCUCACUUCUGAUGGAAGAGCCUCCUGUUGCGAAUGAUAUUAGGGCCACAAGUUUCCAAAUGAAGACAACCGAUAUGUGUAAAAGCCAGCCGAUAGAACAUGAAUUCGACGAACAUCAAACAGAAUCGACUUUUGCCCACUGUGCAUCUAUCGUUUCCCCUAUACCCCAGUUAGACGGCGAAGUAGCAGCAGAAUCUGCAAGACAAACUCCAACAGAAUUCGAUGAUGCACCAAUAAUCGAUAUAGUACCAUCAGGUGGAUCACCGACGCACAAUUCAAGAGUUAACCAACACCAGAGAAAGAUACGUGAUGAAAAUUUGAAAAUAAUGAACGUAAACAGUCGCUUUCCUGGCAGCACCCAUGAUAGUUUUAUAUGGAGUCAGUCACGAGACGAGGGAUUUCUGAGAACAUUGUCUGAAGAAUAUAUGGGCAGCUUCUAUUUACUAGGUGACUCUGGAUACCCUCUACGCCUCUGGUUGAUAACCCCUUACCUACCAGAACCACCUCAAGACACUCCAGAAUCAAGGUUCAGUAAAAAAAUUAUCCGGGUUUCUAUAGAAUAAUGCUUUGGAUUAUUAAAAAACAGAGUUAGGUUUCUACUGAAAGACAGAGUUUUACAUUAUGCACCAGAAACUUGUGCAAAAAUCGUAAACAGUUGUGCAGUUUUGCACAACUUAUGCUUAGAAAACAAUAUUCCAGUAUAUAAUGAUCAGGAAGACGUAGGUGAUGGUGACAACUUCAGUGACGCCUUGGCAGAAGAGAGGGGCAACUUGCCACAUAAUAAUUUUUUGGAGAGUGGUCGACACAUACGAAAUUUCCUAGCGAGAACUUAUUUUUGAAAUAAAUUAAUGGAUACAUUAUAGUAUAUUUAUCUCAAUAAAAGAGUA
Molecule: messenger RNA, 1167 nt
Organism: Acanthoscelides obtectus
Lineage: Eukaryota; Metazoa; Arthropoda; Insecta; Coleoptera; Chrysomelidae
Source: the annotation of a GenBank genome assembly